AUGAUGUCAUCUGUUAGAACCGCUACAACUACUAGACUUUUCACUACUUCUGCUGUUAAAGCUUCAGCUACCCCACGUCAUUUAAUUAAUAUUGCACAAUUAUCAAAUGAAGAAUUUUCUUCUUUGAUUAAUAAAGCACAAUAUUUUAAAAGUUUAGUUAAAUCAGAUAAACCAUCUAUUGAAAAUCAUCAAAAAUUAUUAGGUAAAUUAGUUGCUUUGUUAUUUAGUAAAAGAUCAACUAGAACUAGAAUUAGUACUGAAGGUGCCGCAUCAUUUUUUGGAGCACAACCUAUGUUUUUAGGUAAAGAUGAUAUUCAAUUAGGUGUUAAUGAAUCAAUGUAUGAUACUACUAAAGUUAUCAGUUCAAUGACUUCAUGUAUUUUUGCUCGUGUUAAUUCUCAUCAAGAUAUUUUGGAUUUAUGUAAAGAUAGUUCUGUUCCAAUUAUAAAUUCUUUAUGUGAUAAAUAUCAUCCAUUACAAGCUAUUGCUGAUUUAUUAACUAUAAAAGAAACUUUUGGUGAAACUAAAAAUUUAAAAUUAACUUGGAUUGGUGAUGCUAAUAAUGUUAUUAAUGAUUUGGCUAUUGCUUGUUUGAAAAUGGGUAUAAAUGUUUCCAUUUCAAUUCCAAAUAGCAUUACUUUUGAUAAAGAAGUUUCUGAAAUUGCUGAAAAAUUAGCUACUGAACAAAAUUUAAAAUUUGAAAUUGUUAAUGAUCCAAAAAUUGCUUUAAAUAAUGCUAAUAUUGUAGUAACAGAUACUUGGAUUUCAAUGGGGGAAGAAGCACAAAAAGUUGCCAAAUUAAAACAAUUUGAAGGUUAUCAAAUUAAUCAAAAAAUGUGUCAAGAUGGUAAUGUUGCUUCAAAUUGGAAAUUCAUGCAUUGUUUACCAAGACAUCAAGAAGAAGUUGCUGAUGAUGUAUUUUAUAGUGACAAUUCUGUUGUUUUUCAAGAAGCUGAAAAUAGAUUAUAUGCCGCUAUGGCCGUCAUCAAUGGAUUUGUCAUCAAUAAAGGUGAUUUAUUAAAAUAA
Molecule: messenger RNA, 1026 nt
Organism: Candida tropicalis MYA-3404
Lineage: Eukaryota; Fungi; Ascomycota; Pichiomycetes; Serinales; Debaryomycetaceae
Gene: ARG3
Product: ornithine carbamoyltransferase
Exons: 1
Coding region: 1-1026 (341 amino acids)
Biological process (GO): L-citrulline biosynthetic process
Cellular component (GO): mitochondrion
Molecular function (GO): amino acid binding; ornithine carbamoyltransferase activity
Source: RefSeq, a predicted model, not a curated record